Anthostomella pinea is the source of this 1743-nucleotide messenger RNA. The record is from the annotation of a GenBank genome assembly. NCBI's taxonomy places the organism in Eukaryota, Fungi, Ascomycota, Sordariomycetes, Xylariales, Xylariaceae.
AUGACCAUCCCUGUCAAUGCCGACCAAUCGCAUGAUGCGCACGACGACAGACAGGUCCAUUACGAAGACCUCCCGUCUAGCGCAAGCGACGAUGACAUGAAAGCCGUUGAAGUCACCUUCGACCCUACAAAUGUCUACCGCAGGAAAAGCUCUCUCGUCACCAGCGACGCCGUGAACCCUGCGCUCAAAAAGCGAGCCCCGAAACCCGUAUCAACUCAAUGCUUGGUCCACCAAUUUCUCGAGGGCCACAGACGCGGUCAGAACCUCGACAACGACAAAAACGGUCCCGCCGGUCAUGCCAACAAUGGUGUUGAAGAUGUCUCUAAGGAGGUUGGUCUCGAUCAGAUUGUUGAGCCGAAAGGCAAGGACAGUGGACAUAAGGGCACGCUAGUCAUAGAACCAGAGAGCGAUAACAGCGCUGGGUCUGGCCAACUCGACGAGAGAUCAUGGAAGACAGCGCUUAGCAAAUCCAGGUCCGAGUUGGAUCUGGCAGGCGAGGAGCAAGAGGGUCUACACAGCCGACUGCUCACCAAGAAACAACUCAGUGAUAUGGCAUGGGGUGUCCGAGAAUUAAGCAGAAGAUUGGGGAGUGUACGCCUGAAGUUCCGGGCCAAGACCAUCUUUCUUCUCACCAAAAUCUACGACCUCGAUCUAAUACCGAAGACCAGAGAGGUUGCGAAGUGGUUGUUGAGCAAAGACAGGGAUGUUCGGUACACUGUCUAUAUACAAGAAGAUUUGAAGGGGAACAAGCAGUUUAAUGCGCCAGGUUUGUUAGAAGAGCUUCGCAAGGAGUACAUCGAGAGCGGCGAGCUGGAUGAGAACACUGCACAGGAUGCGCUGAGCCGACGAUUGCGCUACUGGAACGAGGGAAUGUGCCGAACAAGACCGCAUACAUUCGACUUUGUGGUCACUCUAGGAGGUGAUGGAACAGUGCUGUACGCCAGCUGGCUAUUCCAGCGCAUAGUGCCCCCAGUACUCAGCUUUGCACUAGGAAGUCUUGGGUUCCUCACCAAGUACGACUUCAACGAGUAUGAGGAUAUCCUUAGCACGGCUUUCCAAGGUGGUGUCACCGUAAGCCUGCGCCUGCGCUUCGAGGGCACUGUCAUGAGAACUCAAAAACCGAAGAGCCAAAUGGCUCUCAAUGACGACGCUGAUGAGGGGAUGGCUCAUCGAAAACGGGAUCUCGUCGAAGAACUCAUUGGCGAGGAGAAAGAUGACGAGCACACGCACAAACCGGACGGCACCUUUGAGAUCUUGAACGAGAUCGUCAUAGAUCGAGGACCGAAUCCAACCAUGUCGAAUACUGAGAUAUUCGGCGAUGAUGAGCACUUCACCUCCGUGCUUGCGGAUGGUGUAUGUGUUUCAACGCCAACGGGCUCCACGGCCUACAAUCUCGCAGCGGGUGGUUCUCUUUGUCAUCCAGAAAAUCCCGUGAUGCUAGUAACGUCAAUAUGCGCCCAUACGCUCUCGUUCCGGCCGAUUAUACUCCCGGACACGAUUGUUCUGCGUAUAGGGGUACCGUACGACUCGCGGACAAGCAGCUGGGCUAGCUUCGACGGCCGUGAGCGCGUAGAGCUUAACCCGGGCGACUAUGUAACCAUUAGUGCAAGUCGAUUCCCGUUCGCCACUGUCUCGCCGCAAGGCAGACGCAGCGAGGACUGGGUCAACAGCAUUAGUGGUAAGUUGGGUUGGAACACCCGAGAGAAACAGAAGAAUGAAGGGUAUAAGCCAUGGAACAAGUGA